GUAUUGACAUCAAUGUCCGGCUAUAAUAUCGAUAGGUUUGUGGAUUUGAGUGAAUCGGAAAGGGAUGAACUGACGUGCAGUAUAUGUCAGGAUAUAUUAUGCUGUCCACGGGUAGCACCUUGCUGUUUGCAAAUGUACUGCGAACAAUGUAUCAAUGAAUGGUUGCAUACAAAUAAUACCUGUCCUCAUGAUAGAAAACCGCUCACUAAUAUUGAGCUCAAUAGACCACCAAGAGCCCUGGUUAAUUUAUUAUUGAAUUUGAAAAUAACUUGCGAUAAUAAAGCAAAUGGUUGUGAUGAAGUGGUUAAAUUAGAGGACCUUGCUCAUCAUACACUUAAUUGCAAGUUUAAUAUAACUAAAUGUAAAGUUUGUUUAUGCACAAUGGACACUGAUCAUAAUUGUGUCAAUACUUUACUGCAAUUAAACAAAACUGCACGAACAGAGAUUAUGGAUUUGAAACAAGAAUUGUACAAGAUCAAACAGUUAACAAGCACUAGUGAUGCUAAUGAAUUCUAUACGUUUGAUUACAAGUCAUUGAAAGAGAGGCUGAGAACCGGGAAAAUGCGAAGAGAUUUAGAAAUAUUGAAAUCCGAUGUAAAGGAGUCGAUGUUAUCACAUGUGAACACAUUUGUGUUCAAUUCAAUCGUAGAAACUGAUAAUCUGUAUGACAUGACUGGGCUGCUACAGAAGCGUAUGAUGAAAAAACUAGUCAAUAAGGCAGGCACCUAUAUAUGCAAAUAA
Oppiella nova is the source of this 741-nucleotide messenger RNA. Lineage: Eukaryota; Metazoa; Arthropoda; Arachnida; Sarcoptiformes; Oppiidae. The record is from the annotation of a GenBank genome assembly.